CGCCGAGUGGCCCUGCCUGUCCCAGGUCGCCUUCGGGUAUAGCGGAAACGGGGGGCCGCCCUAGGCCCCGCCCCCUAAGCCUCACUUCCGGGCCUUAGCUGCUCCUGAAAGGAAGGGCUAUGGAGCGUCAGGUGCUGCUGAGUGAGCCCCAGGAGGCGGCAGCGCUGUACCGGGGCCUUAGCCGCCAGCCUACGCUGAGCGCCGCCUGCCUGGGCCCGGAGGUCACCACGCAGUAUGGGGGCCUCUAUCGGACGGUGCACACUGAAUGGACUCAGAGGGACUUGGAACGAAUGGAGACCAUCCGAUUCUGCCGCCAGUACCUAGUGUUCAAUGAUGGAGACUCGGUGCUGUUUGCCGGGCCUGCAGGCAACAGUGUGGAAACCCGGGGGGAGCUGCUGAGCAGAGAGUCUCCUUCGGGCUCCAUGAAAGCUGUGCUGCGCAAGGCUGGGGGCACAGCCCCAGGGGAGGAAAAACAGUUCCUGGAGGUCUGGGAGAAGAACCGGAAACUCAAGAGCUUCAACCUGUCAGCCCUGGAGAAACAUGGGCCUGUUUAUGAGGAUGACUGCUUUGGCUGCCUUUCCUGGUCAUACUCAGAGACACACUUGUUGUAUGUGGCGGAGAAGAAGCGCCCCAAGGCUGAGUCCUUCUUUCACACCAAAGCCUUGGAUGUCAGUGCCAGCGAUGAUGAGAUGGCCAGGCCGAAGAAGCCAGACCAGGCCAUCAAGGGGGAUCAGUUUGUGUUUUUACGAAAGACUGGGGAGAAAACCAUGGUUUCCAAAAGCACUGUGCUCUGCGUGCUGGAUAUUGAGAGUGGCAACAUCUCGGUGCUCGAGGGCAUCCCUGAACACGUGUCCCCAGGACAGGUUUCUGGGCCCUGGAGAUACAGGUGGUGGUGUUUGUGGGCUGGAUGGCACGAGCAGAAGCCCUUCCGGCUAGGUAUCCGCUUUCUGCACCAAUCGCCAGAAACUACUCUCGAUGAUUCACUGGCUGUUUGUUCUCCACGGCUGAGCCCAGACCAGUGUCGCAUCGUCUACCUGCAGUAUCCGUCUCUACUCCCUCAUCACCAGUGUGUGCCAGCUCUGCCUGGUGAGCUGGAGGUGGAUGGCAGAAGAAGGGUGGUUAGCUUCUUGCUAGGGGGAGAUGCCAGGCAAAGGGCCAGCAUCAUCUCCCCGUCAGGGUCCUCUCCUGGCUUUCACUGUACUAGUGGCCUGACUUUUCAAGGUAGGACCAGAGGCUUGAGUACUCUGAGGGCUCACCACCUCAAGAGCAUCCUCCAACUACAGAGAUGCCUGUCUGUAAUUCCCAUCCACAAGUACCAGGCUCUCAUCCCUGCUCUGGUGAGUUUGACCAUUGUGUUCUCUUGCAGUAUGACUGUAACCCAAGGUCACUUCAGUGGUGGUGACAUUGUACCUCGGCAGCUGGGAGAGGAUUUCUCUGGGAUCUACUGCAGUCUUCUGCCUUUGGGAUGCUGGUCAGCCGACAGCCGGAGAGUGGUCUUUGACUCAGCACAGCGCAGCCGGCAGGACCUGUUUGCUGUGGACACCCAGACAGGCAGUGUUACCUCCCUGACAGCUGGGGGCUCAGGUGGGAGCUGGAAGCUGCUUACGAUUGAUCGGGACCUCAUGGUGGCCCAGUUCUCCACGCCCAACCUACCCCCAAGCCUGAAAGUUGGGUUCCUGCCUCCUGCUGGGAAGGAACAGUCUGUGUCGUGGGUGUCCCUAGAAGAGGCUGAACCCAUUCCUGACAUCCACUGGGGCAUCCGUGUGCUACAUCCACCUCCAGACCAAGAGAAUGUGCAAUAUGCUGACCUUGACUUUGAAGCAAUCCUUCUGCAGCCCAGCAACCCUCCAGAUAAGACCCAGGUACCCAUGGUGGUCAUGCCCCACGGGGGACCCCAUUCAUCCUUUGUCACUGCCUGGAUGCUGUUCCCGGCCAUGCUUUGCAAGAUGGGCUUUGCAGUGCUACUGGUGAACUACCGUGGCUCCACUGGCUUUGGCCAAGACAGCAUCCUUUCUCUCCCAGGCAAUGUGGGCCACCAGGAUGUGAAGGAUGUCCAGUUUGCAGUGGAGCAGGUGCUCCAGGAGGAACACUUUGAUGCAAGCCGUGUGGCCCUUAUGGGUGGUUCCCAUGGUGGGUUCCUCUCCUGCCACCUGAUUGGUCAGUACCCAGAGACCUACAGUGCCUGUAUAGCCCGGAACCCUGUGAUCAACAUUGCCUCCAUGAUGGGCUCCACUGACAUCCCUGAUUGGUGUGUGGUGGAGACUGGCUUCCAUUAUAGCAAUGACUGCCUGCCAGAUCUGAAUGUGUGGAAGGAGAUGCUGGAUAAAUCACCCAUCAAGUACAUCCCUCAGGUAAAGACACCAGUGUUACUGAUGCUGGGCCAGGAGGACCGGCGUGUACCCUUCAAGCAGGGUAUGGAGUAUUACCGUGCCCUCAAGGCCCGGAAUGUGCCUGUUCGGCUCCUGCUGUAUCCCAAAAGCACCCACGCGCUAUCAGAGGUGGAGGUGGAGUCAGACAGCUUCAUGAAUACUGUGCUCUGGCUGCACACACACUUGGGCAGCUGAAGCUCCACCGUUCUGCGGGAACUGGCCAGUUCACCUCGCACUUUGCUCUUGGUAAACUCCAGGAUCUGGCAGAACAGCCAAGAGGCUUCCUGGGCUCUGGACUCUGGAUGAGUGGGCAGAGGAAUAUGGACUCCAUAGUCAUAAUAAAUGAGGACACAGA
Messenger RNA from Arvicola amphibius (Eurasian water vole), 2724 nucleotides. It is a transcript of the gene Apeh, whose product is annotated as acylaminoacyl-peptide hydrolase. Gene Ontology annotation, biological process: proteolysis. NCBI's taxonomy places the organism in Eukaryota, Metazoa, Chordata, Mammalia, Rodentia, Cricetidae. Gene Ontology annotation, molecular function: serine-type endopeptidase activity. The record is from RefSeq and is a predicted model, not a curated record.